GUUUUUCCCCUUCCGGAAUCCUUAAUCUUGCCUUAGCGAGAACGGGAACGAAGUAACAGAAUCCAGCGAAUCGCCAUUUCGUCGCUCCUGGGGCAGUCAGAUUCAUGGUCUCCAUCGCGUGUGAUUGACGCGCCUUAGCCCGUGUAUCUGAUCAGGAUUCAGGAGUUGCUCAAUCCUCAAUCGAGAAUUGUGUCUCUCCCCCUCUCUCGGCUGGAACGAUGGGGAGCAUGGUGAGGAGUUGCAUGCAAUCGAUUCUGAAGUUGGUGAACUCCGUGAUCGGAAUGGUCGGGAUCGCCAUGAUUCUGUACUCCGUUUGGAUGAUUAGGGUUUGGACGAGGCACAUGUCUGAUUUCGAUCAUUCUUCUCAGCCCGCCCCUUGGUUUGUUUAUACUUUUCUUGGUCUUGGAGUCACUAUGUGUGUGAUCACAUGCUCUGGACAUGUAGCUGCAGAAACUGCAAAUGGCUGUUGCCUUUACCUGUAUAUGCUUUUCAUCUUUUUGCUUCUCAUUCUGGAAGCUGCAGUAACUGUUGAUGUUUUUCUGAAUCGUGACUGGGAAGAGGACUUUCCAGAGGAUCUUACUGGGAACCUUGAUCUCUUGAAAGAGUUUGUCAGGUCAAACUUUGAGAUGUGCAAAUGGAUAGGCCUGUCAAUUGUAUCUAUCCAGGGGCUAUGUAUCCUGUUGGCAAUGGUACUCAAAGCUCUUGGGCCGCGUCAAAACUAUGACAGUGACGAUGAAUUCUCCACAGACAGAGUUCCUCUGUUGAAAAAUGCUAUGGUCCCACCACCAUAUGUUGUUGCAGACCCUGCUUAUGGACCCAAAAGUGAUGGAUGGAGUAUAAGAAUCAACGAAAAGACAAGAAGGUGACCGAACAAAUUCAAAGAGGCGCCAGCUGUUGACCAAUGGAUGGGAAGUGUAAGAUGCUGCUCUUGGCCCAUGCCUGUUAAACUAAUUGGAAUUUCAUCGUGGGUUGACUCUCGUCCAGACUUUCAGAGUUUGUGCACUUCGUCAUGUGUACAUGUACAAUAAUGCAGAAAAUUCUGCAAAUGUGCACUGAAGAGAUAAAUAGCUAGAACACGAGAACUUUUUUUGUUAUUAUGCAAUGCUCCUGUAUUUAGAAUUGUAAUUAAACUCUAGUUCUUGUCUUUCAGCGCCUCUAGCCUAUAGCACCAGUCAACCUCAGUACGUGGUUCAGCAGCACGGAAGCAAUGCAGUUCGACAUGUAUCAUCACUACUAUCCUGGAGUAGGGCCACGGUUGCAUCGACUUUUGAUCUGCAAUUUUUUGGUGUAAGCGACGUUUAUAGAGUGAGGUUUGAUUAGAGCACUUGAAUUUAUCCUGAUGUUGGGUCUAGGUAUAAACAUAGUAUUCCCUGAUC
This is a messenger RNA of Rhodamnia argentea, 1376 nucleotides long. Its product is annotated as tetraspanin-19. The transcript has 6 exons. Gene Ontology annotation, cellular component: membrane. The record is from RefSeq and is a predicted model, not a curated record. Lineage: Eukaryota; Viridiplantae; Streptophyta; Magnoliopsida; Myrtales; Myrtaceae. The coding region runs from base 219 to 866 and encodes 215 amino acids.